This is a messenger RNA of Schistocerca gregaria, 1242 nucleotides long. RefSeq names its product heterogeneous nuclear ribonucleoprotein A1, A2/B1 homolog. Gene Ontology annotation, molecular function: RNA binding. The coding region runs from base 97 to 1125 and encodes 342 amino acids. The record is from RefSeq and is a predicted model, not a curated record. NCBI's taxonomy places the organism in Eukaryota, Metazoa, Arthropoda, Insecta, Orthoptera, Acrididae. The transcript has a single exon.
GAAGCGGCAGGAGUAGCAUCGUUAGGGAAGUAGGGAAACUUGUACUGUGGGAAUUUGUAGGUAGAAGUUGUCCCAGUAAAGAAAAAUUCAUUCAAGAUGGUGAAUAUGGAUUGUGAGAAUGAUCACGGCGAGCCAGAGCAUGUUAGAAAGCUAUUUAUUGGUGGCUUGGACUACAGAACAACUGAUGAGUCCCUGAAGCAACAUUUUGAACAAUGGAAUGAAAUAGUUGAUGUGGUGGUUAUGAAGGGCCCUAAAACGAAGAGGUCGAGAGGGUUUGGGUUCAUAACUUACUCCAGAGCACAUAUGGUGGAUGAUGCUCAGAAUGCUCGCCCACACAAAGUUGAUGGUCGUGUUGUGGAGCCGAAAAGAGCUGUUCCUCGCACGGAGAUUGGUAGGCCAGAAGCGGGAGCGACUGUGAAAAAGUGGUUUGUUGGUGGAAUUAAGGAAGAAAUGGAAAAAAACGAUCUGCGCGAUUAUUUCAAACAGUAUGGCACUGUCGUCUCUGCUGCAAUCGUCGUUGAGAAGGAGACUCGCAAGAAGCGUGGCUUCGCUUUUGUAGAAUUUGAUGAUUAUGAUCCAGUUGACAAAAUGUGUUUGAGUCGCAAUCACCAGAUCCGUGGGAAGCACAUAGAUGUCAAAAAAGCCUUACCCAAAGGUGAUGCUUCAGGAGGCCGUGGAGCUGGAGGCAGAGGUGGGGUUGGUGGUGGUGCAAGUGGUGGCUGGGGCGGAGGACGUGGUGACUGGGGUGGAAGUGCUGGUGGCGGUGGAGGUGGUGGCUGGGGAGGUGCUGAUCCAUGGGAGAAUGGCCGUGGUGGUGGCGGUGACAGAUGGGGAGGUGGUGGCGGCGGUAUGGGUGGUGGAGAUAGGUGGGGUGGGGGUGGUGGAAUGGGAGGGGGUGACAGGUACGGCGGUGGUGGUGGACGCAGUGGUGCAUGGUCCAAUGAUGGUUACAAUAGUGGAAAACAGUCUGACGGAUUCGGUGUUGGCUACAAGCAAAGCUAUGGAGGAGGUGCAGUUCGUGGUUCUAGUGGUUAUGGUGGAAGCCGGUCUGCUCCAUACUCUGAUAGAGGAUCUCGAGGUGGUGGUGGCGGGGAUUACGGUUCUGGUGGUGGCCGCAGGUAUUAAGUGCUGUGGCACUCCUUUCCUCCCUGUGCAGGUGUCGCCUAUUUCUGAUACUUCGCUAUAAGUAGCUGAGGCUGUCAGCUGUAGGAGACAGGCAAAGUCAGAGCACAGGAGAGGCAG